This is a messenger RNA of Eurytemora carolleeae, 1138 nucleotides long. Its product is annotated as transmembrane protein 53-A. The transcript has 9 exons. The coding region runs from base 392 to 1138 and encodes 248 amino acids. Lineage: Eukaryota; Metazoa; Arthropoda; Copepoda; Calanoida; Temoridae. The record is from RefSeq and is a predicted model, not a curated record.
CGACACGACAUUAAAGAAUUAAUUUAGUGUAUUUGAUGUUGUUACAAAGCAAAUAGUAUUACUUGCAACUUUUUGAGUCACUUAUUACGUAAAAGGGUCUGUUUGGACUGCACAUUGCUGUUUAUGAUCCUUGAAGUAUUUUAAGCCAUAAUUCUUGAGUGUUAAAGUCGUCUCCCUAUUCCAGAGUUUUCUGGUUCUCAUUGUAUUAGUUCUGUGUAAUUUAUCUUAACUGUUUGCAGAAAAAAUUUCUGGGCGUAAUCUUUUGUGACUAACCUAAUACAGCUCACUUCGUGUUUUAACAAUUGCUGGAAUAAAAUCUAAAUUUAUAUUUCCUCUUAUUCUAGAUAUUGUUUAGAUUAAUUAUAGUGCUGUUAUAUAUCAAGUUAUUAAAAUGGAUGGUAGAUCAAGUCCAAGUCAUAGUGAGGAUGAGCUAGAGUUUCAUAUCACGUUCCCUGCUCCUAACCUGGAGACAAACCUAACCUUCUCAUCAAACCUAGACACAGAGGAGGUAACGGAGCCUGUGGUUUAUAUUCUUGGAUGGGAAGGAUGUGAGGAUGAUGAGUUGGAAUGGUUGAGCAGUAUCUAUGAAUCCCGAGGAUUUAUUACUGUACGCUACACUGCUCAAAACAUGGAUCUACAAAUAUUAAGAUCAGUGAGCACUGAACCAAUUGCAGUUAGAUUGGCAGGGUUAGUUUCAGAGCUUUGUUUAACAGAAAGUCCAGUAUUUAUCCACGCUUGUGGAGAGACGGGUGCAAGCCUUUACCAAUUCCUGGCAAAGGAAUUAAAGACCAGCGGCAGUGGAAGCGCAGUGAGGGGAAUCGUCUUCGAUAAUACGAAUAUCUGUGUAUCCAUCCUUACUGCUCUAAUAGGUCCCUGGAUACUAGUCUAUACUAGACAUUGGUUCCAUCCUUCUCCCUGGCAGAGUAUCCAGUGUGAAUCUGUUCCUCCAGCUCUAUUCCUCUGGGAUGGGUCUAGAGAGUGGGUGGAGAAAGCAGGACGAGAAAGACAAGGUUCAGGAGGGACAGUUUUCUUCUCUAGGUUAGAUGACCAGGAUGGAUUUAAUAGAAGAAACAUGGCGGAGAAAUAUGAGAAGGAUCUUGUCGAGUUUAUUAUUCAUUGUUCAGAUCAAUCAAAUUAA